This is a messenger RNA of Acanthochromis polyacanthus (spiny chromis), 1274 nucleotides long. Its product is annotated as histone H1-like. NCBI's taxonomy places the organism in Eukaryota, Metazoa, Chordata, Actinopteri, Pomacentridae. Gene Ontology annotation, cellular component: nucleosome. Gene Ontology annotation, biological process: nucleosome assembly. The record is from RefSeq and is a predicted model, not a curated record. The transcript has a single exon. Gene Ontology annotation, molecular function: DNA binding; structural constituent of chromatin. Bases 352 to 1008 code for a protein of 218 amino acids.
CUUUUAGUCGAUUUAGGAGCACAAAUGUGCAGAAAAGUGUCAGCGAGCCGCACUCGGUCACCGUGUGUCCGACAGCUUGGAAGCCUCCUGGAAGCGAGAGACAAAGAGCUGGAAGCCCAACAUGAGGCGAGUGUGGAGGGACACGCGUGUCGUCGGCGUGGCAGCGACCGUGGGGUGUGAAAAGGCUGAUUUUGUCAAUAUUUUGUGUCCAAAACGUGCCAGAGAAAACACAAAUGUGGCAGCGUUUGAGGCGGCGGCACUUAUUGUUGUCUCUUUACGGUUCUCAUCAUCUUUAUAAGUCCCGCCUCCUGCUUUCAGCUCAGACACACUGAGACAAACAGACACAGAAACAUGGCAGAAGAAGCUCCAGCAGUUGCAGUUGCAGCAGCACCGGCCAAAGCCAAAGCUCCGGCCCCGGCCAAACCCACGGCUAAACCCACAAGGAAGAAAAAGGCAGCCGGGACCACGAGGGACGGACCAAGCCUCCCGAAGCUCAUCGUCGCCGGUUUGGCCGACUGUAAGGAGCGGAAGGGGAUGUCGCUGGCUCUGAUCAAGAAGACGCUGGGUCGUGAAGGGGUGGAUGUGAUCAAGGCCAACAAACGCAUCAACAUCGCCGUCAAAAGGUUGGUCGCCAAUGGAACUCUGACCCAGACUAAGGGCACCGGGGCCUCCGGCUCCUUUAAACUCGCCAAGAAGGAGCCCAAAGUCUCCAAACCGGCCAAGAAAGUGGCCGCGUCCAAAAAACCGGCGGCUAAGAAACCAGCGGCUAAGAAACCAGCGGCUAAGAAGCGAGCGGCUAAGAAGCCAGUGGCUAAGAAGCCAGCAGCUAAGAAGCCAGCAGCUAAGAAGUCACCAGCUAAGAAACCAGCGGCUAAAAAGUCCCCAGCCAAGAAAAAGCCGAAGAGCCCCAAGGUCACCACUAAGAAGCCCAAAUCUGCACUUAAGAAGCCCGCAGCAAAGAAAAAUGCUGCCAAGAAGCCCGCAGCUAAGAAAGCUGCUAAGAAGUGAAGCGCUUUCAUCUUCCCUCACUCAUCAGCAAAGGCUCUUUUCAGAGCCACCACAGCCUCUGCUAAAGAGCUGCUGCCUCAUUCAUCACUACAUCAACACUCAACAUCACUGCUCACAUUUUAAAGCUCAACAACAUGGAAACACUAAAUGCAUAUCUUCUGUUAAAAACCCACUGGCUGUUAUUAAUGUACUCUAUAUAUUUAAAGACAUGCAUACUAAAAAUAAAUAAAAUGUAAAUAGUUUGGAUCUAAAGAUCAUCAGUUUAU